AUGGUGGCCACAGGCGUGCCGGAGCUCUUCGAGGAUGAAUCGCAUUCAGUGAUCGAGAUUCGAACAGACAGCCUCCAGACGCUUAGGGAGCUUGGUCCGCCUGAUCUUGUGCAUCUCAUCAAGCAACCCACCAAAUCGUCAACCGCGAAGCAGGUCGGCGUGUAUCACCAUGUUACCGGAAUCGAUGCCUCCUCCUCCGCCAGCUUGGCCGCGUACACCAACACCCUAACCUACGCUCCCAGCAAUGCGCCAAUGAAAGUUACAUCUGGACUGUAUUGUUGCUACAAUGCCUUUUCGAGAGUCGAUAUGCGAGUACAGGUCCAGAUUCCCGGCACUGUGGAAAGCUAUUGCGUAGAUGAGCGAGGUAAUAAGCUUGAAGCAACGGAAGAGCAUUGGCUAGAGACAUAUCUUUGCAGCGUGUUGAGGGCAUACUCGUACGCGGACACCGGCUCAGGAGAUGUGAUCAAGCGCAUAAUAGGUGUGAGGAGGUUCAAUCCCAUCACGAGCACAGAGCAAGAGCAGAAGUUCCUGGAUGCAGCAGAGAAGCUGUUCUUCAGCGGCUGGCAAUUGGGCUCAGAUCCAGAGAUUCAGGUACCGAACCUCGUCUCGAAUCACCUCACAUCCGGCUUGCUCCACUAUAUCAAGACCACGGGGCGGUUCGCGUCUGGCAUCAACUUGUUCGAGAAGCUGAGAAUGCGCGAUCCAGAAAUUUCAUCACUCCUAGCCCGCGUAUAUAUCGCAGCAGACGAGGAAGUCAAAGCGGUCCGUCUACUUCAUGAAGUCGUCCAGGAGCUGCCGAUGGACUAUUCCAUACUCGACUGCCAGGCCGAGUUCUGCAACAAGAAGGGUAGGGGUGAUUUGGCGCUCGAAAUCGCCAAACGUGGCGUGGUGUCUGCGCCUAGCGAGUUCUGUACCUGGGCCCGGCUAGCUGAGGUUUAUGUCGGAAUGGAGCAAUGGGAUAUGGCACUUCUGACGCUCAACUCAUGCCCAAUGUUCACUUACCAGGAUAAGGACGCACCAAGGUUGCCCGAGCCGGUUCGGAUAUCUCUUCCUCUUGCACCAGAAACGAUGUGCGACGAAAUCGACGAUGCCGGUGCGACUCCAGACGCCGAUGUGGUACACCCAACGCUGAGAAGGUUGUCUGCUGGUAACUACAAAGGCACGUUCCUAAAGGCAUACAUUCUGCUCACGGAGAUCACGAAGAAGAUUGGCUGGGAUCAAUUACUAAAGAUUCGAAGUCAAGUCUUUGUGAUGGAGGAGGAAUAUCGCACCGAAAAGCAGACGACUGGCCGUACUAGCAGGAAUGCCAGCACUGUUGCUCUCAGAGGCACGGACACACCUCAGCCAAACGGCCAUGGACUGGCAGAAGAAACACCAUCAGAAGCUGGAACCGAAGACAUGAUCAAUGGCGAAAGCGAACCCUCAAUUGCCUCAUCACACCUUGACCCCGACGUAUCCAAACCGUCGACUUCAGUCACCGUCCGCACGAAUUCCGAGACACCUCAACCCCAACCACCCAACACCGACCCAGCGCACCAGUCAUACACGCAAUUCCAACACAAGCGUCUUUGCGAGCGUUGGCUCGACAACCUCUUCAUGGUGCUGUACGAAGACCUUCGCAUAUAUACCAUAUGGCGAACAGAAGCGUCACAGUACAAGCAACAGCAGUUGGCUUACAAGAAGAGCGCUGAAGAGUGGGAGAUUUUGGGUGACUUGGCCGAACGGCUUCACCAUCCUGACGAAGCGAUCGAAGCGUGGCAGGCAUGUCUGGCUACGCGGUACAGCCCCAAGGCGAUGAGAGGCGUGCUGAACUUGUACGAGCGGAAUGGUGACGGGAGAGGCAUGUUGGGUGCGCUGAUACGGCUGAUCGCCUGGCAAUACCGGUGGUAUUCAGAGUUCUCCCCCGACCUCCUCCUCACCAUCCGAAAACUCAUCGAAGAAGAAGGCGCGGUCAAAGUCCGGAGCAUCAUCCAAGCAACAAGCUUACCGCAGCACAUCCUUGACUUGACUCAUCAAUAUGCGGCGCUUUGUGCAGCGUUCAGGAGCAGUGGCAGUGAUGGAUAG
Zasmidium cellare ATCC 36951 is the source of this 2064-nucleotide messenger RNA. RefSeq lists its product as uncharacterized. The record is from RefSeq and is a predicted model, not a curated record. The transcript is spliced from 6 exons. Bases 1 to 2064 code for a protein of 687 amino acids. Gene Ontology annotation, cellular component: exomer complex. Gene Ontology annotation, molecular function: protein binding. Gene Ontology annotation, biological process: Golgi to plasma membrane transport. NCBI's taxonomy places the organism in Eukaryota, Fungi, Ascomycota, Dothideomycetes, Mycosphaerellales, Mycosphaerellaceae.